AUUGACUCAAGAGAGAGAGUUAAAAAGCCGACGACAAUUAAUGACAAUUGACAAGUGUCUUUAAACCCAAACAAUUUACAAAAUAAUUAAUAAAAAACAAAAAUUAAAUAAAUAGUUACAAUGUCAUUAUUGAAAUUAAUCAAUAUGAUGAAAGUCAAGUUGACAGGGGUCGUUUGUUGAGAGGUGAACAAAGUGGGUGUUUUAAUUUUUUGUUUGUGAUCAAGGCGCAAGUGCAUAAAUAAAAAUAUUGUACAACACUUGUAAUAUAUCAUAAUAUUUAAUUAAAAAAUAAUUGUUAUUAUUUUAUAAUUAAUAAUAAUAAAAAACUAAUUGUUGUGUUAAUAAAAUGUCACUGUAAUGCCGAAAAAAAGUGGAAAGAAUUUUAAGGAUACUGGGACAACGAGGAGACAUCAAAUUGAUGAUAAUGAAAAAUCGUUAAAUAACAUAACAAAUAAUAAUUUAAAUAUUAGUAAUAAAAAUUUAAAAAGAUGGUAUUUAUUAAAAAAAAAAUUUGGAUAUUUAAAUGACGAUGAUUUUAUUGUUCAUUUGCUUGAUCUUGCUGAUGAAAAUAUUAGUCAAGAUACAACGCCUGUCAUCAUUAGAAAUACAAACAAUGAUGAGGAGAAAAAUUCGAUUGAAGAUGUACAAAAAAAUUAUGGUGAACAAGAUGAACCACGUCGUCGAAGUCCCAGGAAACAACUGGUGUCAGUUAUAACUGACAAGUCAAUUGAUAAACUAACAAAUAAUACUGAUGAUAAAACAAAAAAAUUACAUGAUCAUGUUGAUGAUGAUCAACAAAAAUCAUUAAAAAUAAAACAUAAAAAUAAAACAAAACAUCACAAAGAAAAACGUAAAAAACGUAAACAUUUAAAAAAUACAGAUUCAUUAAUAAUUGAUAAAUUACCAGAUGACAUAUUUGACAAUGAAGAUGAAAUAUUAAAAAUUAAUGAUGCUAUUGAAGACCAUGGUUUAAUUGAUGAAUCAGUUAUUCAAAUUAAUAAAUUUCAAGAUGAUAAUAUUAAUGUACCACUUGAUAAUAUAAAUAGUAAAGAAAAUAUAUGCCAAAAUUUACAGACUAAUGAUGACAUUGAUGCCAAUGACAAUGACGACAAUGAUGAUGAUGGUGUUGAUAAAAAUAUAUCAAUCCAAGAUAACAUAAAUUAUAAAAGUAUAUCUGUAUUAAAACAUGGAACAGAUAAAUUACCAAUUGUAUUAUUAUCAAAUGAAUUAACAACAAGUAAAUUAGCAUCAAUGUCCAAUCAUAAUUCAUCAUUAAAAAGUGAUGAAUUAUUAUCAGAUGAUAAUGAUGCUGAUGGUGAUGAUGAAUCACUAUCAGAAUAUACAAUAAAUUAUACAGAAACAAAUGACAAAAGAAUAACAAGAAAACGUAAUAAAAAUAUUAUAAAAACUGAUGAAAAAAAUAAUACAGAUGAUGAUGAAGGUGGUGAUGAAGAUGACGAUGACGACAGUGAUAGUGAAUUAAUUUAUAAACAUCGUAAAAAAAGACACAAAGAUUUAAAAAAUAAAAAAAAUCAUGAUCAUAGAAAAGCACCACAUGAUGGAAUAAUAAUACCAUUUGAAUCAAACACUGAAAAUGAAUUAUCAAAAGAUAAUACAAUAAUAAUAAAUAAAAAUAUUGAUACAACAGAUUCAGCAUUGACAAAUGAUAAUCAUAGACUAGCAAUUAAAAUUAAAUUAUGUGAAAAUUGUAAUACACGUCAUACACAAGAUGCAUGUCCAUUUGAAUCAACAAAUAAUGAAAUAAAUGAUUCAAUAAAAUUUGAUGAUUGGUUAAAAAAAUAUAAAAAUAAUGUAGAUGUUAAAAAAGCAAUAUUAUCUAAAAAUCCAAUGUCUGAAGGUUAUGAAAAUAGCAGUAGCAAUAAAGAUGAUGUAUUUGAAUCUGAUGAUGAUACAAAUAUAGCUGAAAAAAAAAAGUUAAUAAAUGAAGAUAAAAUUUUAAAUAUUGAUAAUAAUAAACCAUUAUAUUCACGUGAAUCAUUGCCAAAUUGUUUUGAAUUAAAAUUAACACAAAAUACUGAUCAUGGUAUUGGUAUUUAUGCUAAUAAGCUAAUACCAUCAUUUACAAAACUUGGUCCAUUAAUUGGUACACCAGUCAAAGAAAUGGAUAUACCAGAUGAUUUUUCAAUGCGUCAUAUUUGGGAAAUAAAUACAAAUGAUAAAAUAGAAUAUUUAUCAACGACAAAUCCAAUAAAAAGUAAUUGGUUACGUUACAUGAGACCAGCUGAAAAAAAAAUAGAUCAUAAUGUUGCUAUUGUUAUUAAAAAUAAUAAUAUAUAUUUUAUAACAAUUGAAGAUAUUAAAUGUGGUAUGGAAUUACAAUAUUGGCUUGAUUCAAAAUUAUCAAUAUGGACACGUAAAAAUAAAACAGAUAAAACAAAUUGUGGUGGUUGUAAUAUUAAUUUUUUACAUACAUUUUAUUAUCGUUUACAUUGUUGUAUAUUUCAUGAUACAAAUUACAGCUUAACAAUACGUAAAUAUCAUUGUAAAAUAUGUGGUGUUGCUGUACUUGGUAAAGAUAAUAUUAUGAAACAUGCUGCUGAAUUACACGCUGGACGUGGUGCAUAUCAAUGUCAAUAUUGUAAAAAAUUUUUUUUACGUUUAAAUUAUUUAGAGAUGCAUCGUACAUAUGGUUGUUCUAAAAAUCCACAAAGAUCAAGACCAUUAUGUGAUUUUUGUGGACGUAAAUUUUGUCAACCACAAAAAUUAAAAGUACAUAUUAAACGUAUGCACAGUGAUAUGUCAGAGGUACUUAAAGAAUUUCAGUGUAAAUCAUGUUUGAAAUUAUUAGGAUCAAGAGCAGCAUUACAAAGACAUAUGAAAGAGGUACAUCAUAAAGAUGUUGUUGCUGCAGCAACAUGUGAUAGAUGUGGAAAAAUGUUUCAAAAUAAAAGUAAUUUAAAAAUUCACAUGUUGACACACAGUGGUGUCAAGCCAUUCAAAUGUCAAGAAAAAAAUUGUAAAGCAGCAUUUACUACAAAACAAUGUUUACAAUUUCAUUAUAAAAAAGUGCAUGGUUUAAGUGAAGAUAUGAUGCCAAAAAUUGAAAGAUCAGUUGCAUAUACGUUCGAAUCAUACAGUGGUGGUCAACAUGAUGAUAAUGACAGUGAUAAUGAAAAUGAUGAUGCAUCAAAUCCACAACAAUCAACAUCUCAAGAUAAUUCAAGAAAUUCAAUGGAUGAUUGUUCAUCAGAAAAUGGUGGUGUUGUUAUGACUCAACAAAAAGAUAUUAAUGAUUAUAAUGAUUGUGAAAAUUCAGUUAUUCAAGAAACAUCUAGAGAAGAAGAAAUAAUAAAUCAACAAUUACAACAGCAACAACAACAGCAACAAGAAAUUUAUACAUCAACUAAACUGCAAAGUAAAGGUAGUAAAAAAUGGAUGGGUGAAUUUAAUCCACCAUCAAUAAAAUUAUCAGAGCCAAGCCAUCAAGUUGCAUUAUCACAAACAGAUAUAUAUGAAUUUGAUGAUACAAAUAAAAAAGAAACAAUAGCAAUAACAAAUAUUGAUGAUAAAUUAACUAUGAAUAUUUAUCGUAGAACAGAAAGUACAAAUGCAAGUUUACUAGUUGAAGCAGCAUUAGAUGCUGCUGAGCGUGAUAUUGGUACUGUAUCAAGUCCAAUACUUGAUGAUACAGAUAGAGAUGGUAAUAUAUAUACAAUUACAAAUCAAUUAAACUCACCACUACCAUCAUCAAGAUCACCAGAUGAUAGCCACAUUGAUUUUCACAUGCAACAACAACAACAAGAUGAUUUAAUGUCACCAGUACCAACACCAGACAAUAGAAAUUCAUCGCCAUUAAAUAUACAUAAUGAUUAUCAUAUUCAUCGUAAUAUUGAUUAUAUAUCAUCAACAAGAGCACACAAUAUUGAUCAGUAUUUACAUAAUGAUGAUAUACCACGUACAUCAUCAUCACCACCACCAUCAGCAUCAACAACAAAUUAUAUUCACAUGUCACAUGGUGACUUAGAAUCACCAUCAACAACUCCAAAUUCACGUUAUCAUCAAGAUAUUCAUCAUCCUCAUCCUCUUCAUCCCCAUCAUCAUCAUCAACAUCAUCAUCAACAGCAUCAAGUACAAAAUGAUAAUUUAACAGAUGAAGAAAAUGAAAGUGUUGCACAAAAUCUCAGUAUUUCUGUUAAAGAUAAAUCAUUACAACUUGAUUUAUCAACUUCAUAUAAAUAUGAGCAACUUGAUUUAGAAUUUAGAGAAAGAAAUUUUGAACCAUUUAUAUUGACAAAUGAAUUACAAGGUCUUGAUAUGUCAGCUAGAAGUUUUCAUACAUUUAAUGGACAAAGUCCACGUUAUCAACAACCACCAACAUCAUCAUCAUCGUCUCAUCAUCAUUAUGAUAAUAUUAAUGAACGUCAAAGUGUUGAUUUAAGUCGUUCAAGUAAUAAUUAUUCACCACCUCCAUAUCCACAUGGAGGCAGUGAUGUAUUACGUGUUGUUAGUCUUGAUUUAACACCUGGUGGAAGACACAGUGUCGACUUGAGCCCAAUUAGAUCACAUUUACAUAAUAAUACAAGUAGAAUUAUAACAAGUCCACCAUCACCUGGUUCAACGUCUCAUAUUGUUGAUGAAAAUAUUGAUACUAGAUUAUUAUCAUCAUCACCAUUACCACCACCACUUGCUCCAUUACCAUCAUACAGCUCAGCUUAUCCGGUAAGUCCGGCUGCUUAUCAUCCACCAAGACCUGGAUAUCAUUAUUCUGGAUAUUAUUAAUAAAUUUAAUUUGUUUUUUUUAUACUCAUUAAUUAUGGAAUAAAAUUUUUUGUUAUAUUAUUUUUUUUUGUUAAGAUUAUUAUUAUACUUAUUAAUAUAAAUAAAUGAACAAGAUUUCUUUGAGGUCCAUUGAAAUUAUAAAAUAAUUUAAUUAACGCACAAAUUUAAUUGCAAACAAAGGAUUAUUUAAUGAUGUUUAUACUUGUAUAUUUUUUUAUAAUUUUAAAAUGAUUGAUAUUUAAAUACUUGAAAUUAAUCAGAAUACCUAAUUUUAAUUGUUAUAAUUUUUUUUAAAAAAAUUUAUAAAUCUCUAGUCUUAUUUUAAAAACAUAAACUGUGAAUUUUUCAAUAAACACACGUGACCAUAUUAAAUUGUUUAAUGCAUGAUUAAAUGAUAAUUGUAAAUAAUAAAUUAUUAAAUUUAUAUUUAUUAUAAAUCAUGAUAUUAAUAGUUGUAAUUUUUUUGUUUAUAUUUUUACUAGUAUAUAAUGGAACAUUUUUGAAUAUUAAAAUAUUGACAUUAUUAUUUAUGUAAAUGAAAAUAAAAUAAAAAUAUUUAAAUAAAUAAACCAAAGAUUUUAUGAUAUAAAUAUUUAUGUGCCAAACAUUAUAGUAUUUAGUUAUUGUUUAAACAAUUUAAUAAUUAUUUUGAUUUAAUUUUAAUCUAAAAAACGAAAAACAUAAAUAAACAAACUAUAGAUUAUCUAUCUAUUUUUUUAUUUUUGGAAAAAAUAAUUUUCAUAUGUAAAAUUUAAAAAAUAAAAAAAAAAUAGACUGUAAUUAUUUAAGUGUAAUUUUGUCUAAUUAAUUGUGGAAUUUUUUCAGUAAUAAAAUUUCAAUAAUUUUAAUUAAUAAUUAUUAAUUAUGAAUUUAUAAA
This is a messenger RNA of Aphidius gifuensis, 5617 nucleotides long. RefSeq lists its product as uncharacterized. The record is from RefSeq and is a predicted model, not a curated record. Gene Ontology annotation, cellular component: nucleus. The transcript has 4 exons. Bases 358 to 4740 code for a protein of 1460 amino acids. Gene Ontology annotation, molecular function: protein binding. NCBI's taxonomy places the organism in Eukaryota, Metazoa, Arthropoda, Insecta, Hymenoptera, Braconidae.